Boleophthalmus pectinirostris (great blue-spotted mudskipper) is the source of this 2322-nucleotide messenger RNA. Its product is annotated as secretory carrier-associated membrane protein 1. Gene Ontology annotation, cellular component: recycling endosome membrane; trans-Golgi network membrane. Gene Ontology annotation, biological process: protein transport. The record is from RefSeq and is a predicted model, not a curated record. Lineage: Eukaryota; Metazoa; Chordata; Actinopteri; Gobiiformes; Gobiidae. The transcript has 9 exons. Bases 204 to 1175 code for a protein of 323 amino acids.
UGAAAUAUUGAUGACCCUGGUCUGGUGACAAGUCCUGUGCAUUGUGUGUGGGUGGGUAAAGAAGGAAUGCUCUCAGAAACUUAAGAAACACACAGAGAUAACAUUAGGACAACUUGAAACUGAAAAAGACUUUACUGAUCAUCACAGAGAGGAUAUACAACAUAGAUAGAUUCUAAUAUCUAGUGCUGUGCUUGUCCUGUCUGAUGGAUCCAUCAGUAACUCAAGCAAGGUACACAGUCCCUCCAGCAUUAGAGGAGUACAACCCGUUCACAGAUGGCAAAUCGGGUCCAGCAGGUGUGGCAGCCAGGACUACAGCCUCCACCUUUAACACACAACCAGCUAUCAUGAAAGCCACUGAAGAGCCCCCAGCAUACUCACAGGGCCAACCACAGGGAGCCACUGAACUGCUCAAGAGACAGGAGGAGCUUGAGCGCAAAGCUGCUGAGCUGGACCGCCGUGAAAGAGAGAUGCAGUCGCUCAAUGCUUCAGGAGGCAGGAGAAACAAUUGGCCACCUCUCCCAGAGAAGUUCCCUGUGGGUCCAUGUUUCUACCAUGACAUCACAGUAGACAUUCCUGUAGAGUUCCAGAAAACUGUCAAGAUUAUGUACUAUCUUUGGAUGUUUCAUGCCAGCACUCUUUUUGCAAAUGUGAUUGGAUGCCUGGCCUGGUUUUGUGUGGACACUGGACGCGGAGGGGACUUUGGCUUGUCCAUUCUUUGGUUCUUAAUGUUUACUCCCUGUUCAUUUGUCUGUUGGUAUCGUCCUCUUUAUGGAGCUUUCAGGAGUGACAGCUCAUUUAGGUUUUUUAUUUUCUUUUUUGUCUACGUUUGUCAAGUUGGUGUGUAUGUACUACAGUCUAUAGGCCUUUCUGGCUGGGGCACAAGUGGUUGGAUUUCAGCUCUUACAUGUCUAAAUAAAAACAUUCCUGUGGGCAUUCUCAUGAUACUUAUAGCUGCCCUCUUCACAUCGCUAGCUGUCAUGUCUCUCAUCAUGUUCAAAAAGGUCCAUGCGAUGUACCGGACCACUGGAGCUAGCUUUGAGAAGGCACAACAGGAGUUUGCCACUGGUGUCAUGUCCAACAAGAAUGUUCAAACGGCCGCUGCUAAAGCCGCCUCUCAGGCCGCCUCUCAGGCCGCUUCUCAGGCUACUCAGGAGGCUUUCAGGGAGCAGGUCUGAUCUGCUUCAAGAGCCCCCUGGCUUUAACUAAGCAGUAGUAGCAGCAGCAGCAGCAGCAGCAGCAGCAGCAGCCUCUAGCCUUCACUGAGCCAAAUGCCCUGCUCACAGUAUUUUCCAGCCCUCUGGGUUUAAAUGUGGGCACUACAGUUGGUAUGUAGCAUCUUGCCUAAUGUAUACUCUAAGAAACUAUUACCUGGAAGCCUUGACUAAAGGCUGUGGUUUUGUCUUACUCUAUCUGCCUUGGCAUCACUGUUCACACUCGGGGAGUCAGCACUGGUACUGCACUUUGCCCAUAUUACCACUCUCCUAUUCAGUGUGUGUGUGUGUGUUUGUGUAUAUUUGUGAGUGUUGUGUAUGUUUCUUUAAAUACUGCAGCUGAAAAAGGUUUAAAUGGAGACUAGCGAACAUCAUUAUUUAUUCUGAAGAGACAACUACUACUACCCAUCUACAUGACAGAUUAAAAUAAUGUUCCACCUCAGAUUCUGUUUUGUUUCUAAUCCUCAAAAUUAAAAUUUGUGGUUAUGAAAAGUUAACUGUAUUUUCAAUUACCCAUGAAGAACAGUAAUUUAUUUAUAUACUGGUUAACAGGCCCCUCUUGAAAAUUAGAAAUUAAGUCUAUAGAGGAUAACCAUAUACCAGAUAACUGAAAUGAUUCUUUGAGCUGUAAUCAUAAAGCUUCUGAUUUUUGUGUGGAAACAGAAGAAAUGCAUAAUAAUGUGUAGAUUUUGUACAAUUACCAGCUAUUGUCUUAUAUAUUGCAUUGUACAAGUAUUGUAUGAAGCUCAUGCUGAGUUUUUUUGUAUAUUUAUUUCAUCCAGACUGAAUAAAAGGAAUUUUGCAACGUUAUACAGUGCGUUUAAUUUACCUUUUUUUUUUUUUUUUCCUUCUUCCAGACAUGCACUAGCAGUCUAAAACCAUUAGAGGUCAGCAGUUGCCCAGAAAAAAAUAUCUAAAAGGACGUGAGUUUCAUGUUUAAAGCACAGUACUAACUGCUAUAUGUACGUCGUACUGUAUGUAUAUGAACCGUGUAUAUGAACCAGUUGUGGGCUUCUGUAAACCUCUUUCCAACUUUGUGGAAAAUGUGUAACUGAGCCAUGUAUACUAAUGCAACUAAUGUAUUUUAAAUAUCAUUCAGUAUCCAGUUUUU